UCCUGUAACUUCGCCUGUCCAUUAUUCACUCAUGUAUCGAGUGUUUAGCUGCGGUUUUCUGUGAUCAAACUUGCCCGAGGAAGAUGCCACCAUUCCUGCAUUGACUGCACUCCUGUGCUCCGUGCUUGCUUGCUUGCAUGGUGUCCGUGUCUUGCUGCUGUCGCCCGGGGUUGUUGCAGUCAGUCUGGCCUGCUGCUGCUGCUGCUGCUGCUGCUGCUGCUGCUGACUGCCUCGGCUGCGAAUUAACUUCAUUUAAUUUCUCGGCGUUACCUUUCCAACCCCGAAAUGAUGUUUAUUUUAUGAAGAUGGCGGUGAGGGGGACACUGUAAACUAAAUGACUGUCCGAAACAUCGCAUCCAUUUGUAAUAUGGGCACCAAUGCCUCUGCUCUGGAGAAAGACAUCGGCCCGGAGCAGUUCCCCAUCAAUGAACACUACUUCGGAUUGGUCAAUUUUGGAAACACAUGCUACUGUAACUCAGUGCUGCAGGCGCUGUACUUCUGCAGGCCUUUCCGGGAGAACGUUUUGGCGUACAAAGCUCAGCAGAAGAAGAAGGAGAACCUGCUCACAUGCCUGGCCGACCUGUUCCACUCCAUCGCCACACAGAAGAAGAAAGUGGGAGUCAUACCGCCCAAAAAGUUCAUCUCACGGCUGCGCAAAGAGAAUGAUUUGUUUGAUAAUUACAUGCAGCAGGACGCCCAUGAGUUCCUGAACUACCUCCUAAACACAGUGGCGGACAUCCUGCAGGAGGAGAAGAAGCAGGAGAAACAAAAUGGACGCCUUAAGAACAACGGCACAGCAGUCACCACGGCAACAGAACCCGACUCCGAGAACAAGACCGAGCCCACCUGGGUCCACGACAUCUUCCAGGGCACGCUGACCAAUGAGACACGCUGCCUCAACUGUGAGACGGUGAGCAGUAAAGAUGAGGAUUUCCUGGACCUGUCUGUGGAUGUGGAGCAGAACACAUCUAUUACACACUGUCUCAGGGACUUCAGUAACACAGAGACGCUGUGCAGUGAAUACAAAUAUUACUGUGAGAUGUGCUGCAGCAAACAAGAAGCCCAGAAACGGAUGCGUGUGAAGAAGUUGCCCAUGAUCCUGGCCCUCCAUCUGAAAAGGUUUAAGUACAUGGAGCAGCUGCACAGAUAUACAAAGCUCUCGUAUCGCGUGGUGUUCCCCCUGGAGCUGCGCCUCUUCAACACAUCCUCAGACGCCGUGAACCUGGACCGCAUGUACGACCUGGUGGCUGUGGUAGUGCACUGUGGCAGCGGUCCAAACAGAGGUCAUUACAUCACCAUAGUGAAGAGUCACGGAUUCUGGCUGCUGUUCGACGAUGACAUUGUGGAGAAAAUUGAUGCACAGGCCAUUGAGGAGUUUUAUGGACUCACAUCGGACAUCUCCAAAAACUCUGAGUCUGGUUACAUCCUCUUCUACCAGUCCCGGGAGUGAUCGGAGCGGCACAGACAGGACUGAAUAGGAUUUUUCUAUUAUACCUUUAGCCCAAUAGACCCACCCACACCACCUCCACUGUCUCUGUCUAUGGAACGGGUGCCAAUCCUUACGUGAGCCCUGAGUGUCGUGAGAUCUAAGUUAAAUGCGUCUUUAGCCACCUGCAUCUGGAUUGCACUUUAUAACCAAAAGCCCCACCCCCUGAUGUAGGCUGAUAUACAAAGACCACUGUAACAAGUCUAUUAUGGUUGUGUCUAAAUAUACUAAUGUUUUAUUGAUGGAACUGUGCAAAAGUUUUGUGAAACAACAGAAAAUUUUGUCCAGUACCAGACUAAAUGUUCUUUCUGCAGAAUUAACACUAAGACUGAAAUUUGUGUUGCUGAUCUAAUACAGAAAGUUUCAAAAUACUGCCUAUAAUUGCAGCCUUUGUUGCUUUCCUUGAUUCAAUUUAUAUGUUUGAGAUAACUUAUUUAGAUCUCACUAAAACUUUUGCACAGUAUUGUACCUCUCCUAAUCUUUCACUAGGGCUAAUAUCAGUGUCUAUUAUAUGUUUAUAUGAAGAACACUCAGAAGGUGUACUAAGGAAACCUACCUAAAAAAAAACAUUGACCAACACUACAAAAUAUACCCCUAUUUAUUUAAUCUAUUUAUUAAUGUAAAGUGACUGAUUGUUAAUGAAGGUAUAAAUACCGAUUUGUUGUAAUGUUGCGGUACAAGUGUACACCAUACACAAAAUAUUUCCAAGACUAUAUAAUGAACUUUUUUUAUUCAUUUCUUAACUUUCAUGAAUUGGAAAAAAUUAUAAAAAUAUAUGAUUAAAAAGAUUCCCACUAGUGGAUCAUAAACAGCAGUGGCUGGUAAAACAUUAAUAUUUUUGAAAUAAUUUUUAGUUAGACAAAGGUUAAAGGUGCACUCUGUAACAUUUCUAGUGGAGGGUUUCCAUGGAAAUGCUAUUGCUUUGUCUAGAAUGUUCCAGAGUAUAGAUUAAACCUACUUACAGCACUAUGCUGCAUUACAAUUCAGAUCUGUGGAGAUUCGCCCCCAUUCACAGAAGGAAUUAUUAUGUUUUUGAGCAAUAGAAACACCCAUAAUGGAUAAAUGCUAAAUGGAUAUGUUAAAUGUCAUCAUGGAACAUUCCAGGUUAAGCAAUAACAUCUCCAUGGAGACAAACAGUUGUGGCUGACCUUCCACCAGAAAAGUUGCGCAUUGCACUUUUUAAAGGGAGCAGUGAUUCAUUGGUUCAGUUAUUUCUGUAGCGUUUUUGUUCAUCUCGACACAUUUCCAAUUUUCUUUAGAUUUUUUGCUGUGACUCGUCAUCCAUCAAUGUGGCAAUGUUGUGACUGCUUCUGUCGCACAGGCAAGACUGAACACUAAAAAAACAUCACAAUAGUUUCUCACUGAGACAGAUAUCCACUACAUUUAAUUAUCGAUUGUUGUUUUCGCUGUGGUCCUUCCUUUUGUUUUGCUAAGGCUGCUCCAUCACCAGAAGCCCCUAUACCUGCUGGGCCUGUCACACAGUCUGGAAUAUUGUAAGACUUAGUUUAACUAUGGUUUGACUCUUAAGUCUUUUUGUCGUUUUCAUUUAAAAUUAUCUAGAAGUGAAAUUUAAAUAUCAUGUUUGUUACCUAUCAUGUUUUCUAGGCUUGUUGCCAUGUCUUGUACAAUAUACGGCUGAAAAUAAGAGACCACUGCAAAUGUAUCUUUCCUUCAUUAUCAAAUCUCUUGUGUCUGUUAAAUUCUGCAUGUUAAGAUAUGCUUUCAGUUUUAUUUGGAAAAAGUAUUCACAAAAUUAUACCACUGUUAAAAUAUAAUACAUUCACCUUUUUGGGAUCAUAUACACUAGUCAGUACAGAUUUUCUUCUUGUUUCUUUUUUUAAUCCAUUACAAUCACUAUUUUGCAGUGGUCUUUAUUCCAGAGCUGUAUUUACAUUCCUAUUUGUGUCAUCUCAUUGUUUAUUAAUGGUAUGAAAAGGUUUGUUUAGACUAGUGUGUGUCUGUCCUGGUUAAAUUAGACUUGAGACGAGAGAGCUCAAUGCACUUAUUUCUCUUCUAUCGAGUCUGUGAAGGGUUAUGUGCCAAACCUGAUCCAAUAUUAUAACAAAAUGUUUUCUUAGUUAAAAAAAAAUGCAACCUGUACAUAUACCAUAUAACAUGGAGGAAAUAGGAAAAUAUUUUUUUAAAGAUUUUACUGCUCAUUGCAAAGAUGUUGGCUCACAGGAACAUGUCGAUAAAUUGGAUUACUGUUGAAAUAAUGCAUAUUGUGAACUGGUUUAAAUCAAAAAGUACAUAUUUAAGGCUUAUUGCAAACAAAAAACAUACUAAGUUUAAGGCUGUACUUGAUUUAAAGUUGACAUACCCAGUGCAUUGAUUUGUCAACUAAAAGAAGGCAUGACAUAGCGCUUCAAAAAUCUCUUAAAAUUAAGUACUUUUAAAAGGUGUAACUUGUAUCCAUGGAGAUGUUAUUGUUUUGUCUGGAAUGUUACGGAGUAUGGCAUAAAACCAUCUAUCUUCCCUAUCAAUUACAGAUGCUUUUAUUGGUCAAAAAAUACAAUGAAAAAUGUCUGAAUAAUUUGACCUCACCUGUUUGUCUUCAUGGAGCUUGACAAGUUUAAUGCCAUAUUGUGGAACAUUCCAGGCAAAGCAAUAACCUCUCCAUGGAGAAAAUGAGGUGAUGGACCUUGAACUAGAAAAGUUACAUAGUGCACCUUCAGAAACAAAUAUUUAUACAAAGACAUACAAGUCUUCAUUAUGUAUUUAUUUAUUUAUUUUGUAAAACGAAUAAGAAAACUCAGUCACUGUCUUCUCCGUUGUGCUAUUAGUACAGUAAUAUCCAGAAUUUCUUGACAUGUAUCUGUAAGCCUUGUUAAGAUACUGUGCUGUCAACAAUCACAAAAUCAUUGCUAACAUGAUGCUAACAUAAAUACUCAAAAGCAAAAUCAGAAAUAACGAGGGGAUGUUCUUCCAUGGAAACAUAUGCACAAGCCCCCACUAUAGGACGCCAUUGCCCUCUUUGCAUUUUAUGUCAAUCGAACUGUGAUGACAACUGGAAGCUUCUGGGUGGGAGAAAAAAAUCUUGAAAUGUUGAAAAAUUUGGCUGUAAAACUGAAAGUGCACUUUAAUAUAUUGAAGAGCUGCAAUGCUUUAACAUGAAGAACCACAGUUGGACUAAUAUGACACGUUUGUU
Boleophthalmus pectinirostris (great blue-spotted mudskipper) is the source of this 4634-nucleotide messenger RNA. It is a transcript of the gene usp46, whose product is annotated as ubiquitin specific peptidase 46. Lineage: Eukaryota; Metazoa; Chordata; Actinopteri; Gobiiformes; Gobiidae. The coding region runs from base 335 to 1450 and encodes 371 amino acids. Gene Ontology annotation, cellular component: cytosol; nucleus. The transcript has 9 exons. Gene Ontology annotation, biological process: protein deubiquitination. The record is from RefSeq and is a predicted model, not a curated record. Gene Ontology annotation, molecular function: cysteine-type endopeptidase activity; cysteine-type deubiquitinase activity.